AAUCGAGGCUGGGCACUCGGGGCACAGGCCCAGGGACUUGGAAACAUUUGGAUCAAGUCAGAACUCAUUGCAGUAGAGUAGAGUGGCAGGUUCUGCGCUCGGCUCCCGGUUCUGGGCCGAAUAUUUCGGUGCAGUUUGUUCCUAUAAACGAUUAAUCUCCAAUCUCUGUCAGCAGCGUAUGCGUUUUGCAGCAAGCGUCUCCCUCCCCUCCGUCGCCGUCGCGUCACUGGCUCCCCUUGAGCACCCUUCUGCAGCUCGCUCCUUUCAAUCCUUUCGAGACACCUCUUCACCGAACUAGUCUCUUCUCACACCGAGACUACUCCUCACACAGUGGCCUACCAGCCCUCGUACGUUCGCUGGAACCGAUUGACUCACUGACUUUUUUUUGUCGACGCGAAAAUCGACCUAGUCCGAUCUCCUCACUGGCUAACCUCUUCUCGUCCAUCGCUACAAUUACCAGUCGGCGCCGCAAUUGCUUGCUGCACCAGUCGGCGCCGCUCCUUAUAUUUGUAGCGCCUAAAGAGUAGGCUACUUACCUCUGGCCUCAACCGGUCGCCGCCAUUCCUCGAGCACUUUAAACCUUCUCUCCGCGACUAGAGCAUUCCAAGUGUAGUCCUCUCUAUGUGAGAGUUAUUUCGUUAGGAUUUCUUUCAGCUCGAACCAAUUCGAAAACUCUCGCGUGAAGCCUCUCCUCUCCCCACGCGCGGAGUGACACGUGGCGAUGGGAGCGCACGUGUCGCGACAGGUGGACGGGCGGCUCGACGACCUCGAGGUGUAUCAGCGCGCAGUGGCCGCCACGUUCUCAGAGCGCUCCAAGGCGCCGUCCGACAGCGUCGAUGCGGCGCCGGGCAUUCAGCAGGCGCACCUGCUCGAGGCGUGCAGCGCGGUGCUGCAGCGGAUAUCGGCGGAAGUGGAUCCCCGCGCCGGCCGCGCCUGCCUCCGCGUGCCCACCCCGCGCGACCUCGACUUCGCGCUCUCCCGCCACUCCGCGCUGGCGCAGCUCCCCAUGCUCUCCUUCGCGGAGUUCGAGCGCGUCACGCGCUGCGUCUUAAAGCGCGUCGCCGCCGAUCGCGGGCGGCGCCUGCUGCUGUUCGUCGCGGGGGGGGUGGUGGCGGUGCAGAUGACGAAGAACACGAUUAGAAAGCUUCCGCUCGUCGGGGGGUUGGUGGCGGCGCUAGUGAGCGUGGUGUUUCCGACGUCGGUAGUCGGUCCAGCGUUAGGGGUGGCUGGGGCGCUGUACGUGGAGCAACCGCGACAGCUGCUGAACUGAGGGGAGAUAGGGAGAGGGGGGAACGGGAAUAGAGGGGAGGGGAGAAGGGGAGAAGAGGAGAAGGGGAGAAGAGGAGAAGGGGAGAAGGGGAGUGGGGAAGGGGAGGGGGGGGAAGGGGGGAAGGGGAGAGGGAAAGUGAGUUGUACAGGAGAAGGUCCAAUCUAAGGCGGGCAUGUGGCCAUUGCUCCCACGUUCCACUUUCUCACCCUGACCAUUUCGCCCUCUCCUAAUGUCAUCCCCUGCCAAUUUUCCAUGGUCGCUCAUCCUCCCUCAAUCACCCACCCUCUCAAUCGCCCACCUGCCUCAAUCGCCCAUCCUCCCACAUUGUACCAUGGUCACUCCCAAUUUACAUUUUCUUACCCAACUGCUUUCGUGCCCGUGCUCAACCUCGUCUCUUCCGCCCUUCUCCACUCAUUCCUCCACUGCCACCACAUGCACACCCACCCACCCAUUCCAUGAUCCCAUCUGCUCUGCCCCUCUUCAUCUGCACUUCAUCUGCAUGGUUUAAUUCCGAUUCCCACGUAUGGCUUUAAUCGCCAUAGGCAACCUGCUCGCUUGCUGCCUCACCUCUUGUGGGCAGUGCACAGUGUUGCUAUGGGGGGGAUAUAGGAGUACCUAGGACCUACCCAGUACCUGCUAGUAUGUAUAUUGCUGCACAUCAGCUGCAGCAUGUGGUGGUACGCUCUGCAAUUUAUCAGAAUGGUAGCAUUAGCACCGUCAGUGCUGCUGCCACUAGCCAUUGAUAGGUGGUAUGGCAUGGCAUGGCAGGCACUCUCCUCUCCAGGUAUUGAUUUAUGCACAGCUGCUCAUGCCAUUAGCUAUUAAUUGAAGGACAGCUGUGUAUGCCUGCUGUGACUGUAGUGUAGAAGCUCUAAUG
Molecule: messenger RNA, 2147 nt
Organism: Closterium sp. NIES-67
Lineage: Eukaryota; Viridiplantae; Streptophyta; Zygnematophyceae; Desmidiales; Closteriaceae
Source: the annotation of a GenBank genome assembly